UCUGUCCCAGGCUCCGCCCGGUGCCUUCGGUUUCGAUUCUCGCUCGGCUCGGCCGACCAGUACCGCCCUUCUCCCGCUCCCUCCUCACUCUCUCGGGCCGAGGCGAAGGGGAAAAGAUGAGCGACCCGGCGGUGGUCUGCUUCAUCACCAAGACCCUGUGCGCCCAGGGCGGGCGGAUGAAGCUAUCGGAGCUCCAGCAGCAGAUCGGUCUCUCGGCGCAGCAGCUGGAGGAGACGCUGUCGGCGGCGGGACCCCAGCGCUUCCUGGUGUUGCGGGGCAGUGUCGACGAUGUGGGGGUCUUGGCCGUGUCGGAUGUGCGGCUCUGCAUCCUCAAGGAGUGCGGGGGCUGCGAGCGGCUGCACCUCUGCAAACUCAACCUCAUGGGCAGGUGCAACCAGGGGUCUAGAUUUUGUAAGUACUCACAUGACAUCAUCAGUCCCGAGAACAAAAAAGUUCUGAAGACUCAUCAGCUGUCUGGCCUCGAUGAGAAUGAGCUGCAAGUCCUGCUUCUCCUAAAUGACCCUUUUUUCCUCCCUGAUGUGUGCCGUUUUUACAACAGAAAGGAUAGUACCUGCACCCAGCAAAAGAACUGCAGCAAGCUUCAUGUUUGUUACCAUUUUCUCCAUGGGCAAUGUAGAUUUUUCCCAUGCAAGAGGUCCCAUAACCUCUUGGACAGCCAUACACUGAGGCUGUUGGAAAUUGAAGGCAUUAGUGUGCAGAUAGCUUCAAACAUGCAGACUAUAUAUGACCACAGGCAUGCAGACUUCAUCAAGGAGCUGAGGAACGCGAAAACACCCCACAACAAUCGAAGAGCAAAUGUGUUGAAAAAAACAGCAGUUUCAAGGAGUCAGGAACAGCUGCUUCCUUUGAAGACAGGGAUCACCACACCACAUGUACCACCUUCAGGAGAUGAAAAAGAUAAGGCCUCUGCUAAAGCUUUGGAGGACAAGAAAGAAGAUAACUGUGAUGAGAUAUGCAUAUACUAUGUCUGGAAGUACUGCAAAAAUAAUGAUAAAUGCCCAUUUAAUCAUUACCAUUUGCCAUAUAGAUGGCAGGUAUACAAUGGGACCACUUGGAAAGACCUCUCCAUGAUGGAGGACAUUGAGAAGGCCUAUUGUGACCCAAAAAACAACAGCAUGGCAGGUAGGAACAUUGAUUUCCAGACAAUGACCUGUGAUGAUUCUUUGGUUCGACGCCUCUCUACACCAUCAUCAGUCUCAAAACCCACAUUUACAUUUACCACAAAGUGGAUUUGGUACUGGAAGAAUGAUCUGGGCCAGUGGAUUGAAUAUGGAGACCAGGGAGAAGGGAGUAGUGUGAACUCGCCAUCUUCUGACACCAUGGAGAAUUUGUACCUAUCAGAUCCAAAUGCCACCAUAGAUUUCAAGGCCGGUUUGUAUAAUUACCAGCUAAAUUUUAAAGAAAUGACCCAGACAAACAGCACCUAUAAAACUAAAAAACAGGUUCGCAGGCGACCAAAGUUUGUGUCUUUUGAAGAUGUGCAGAAGCUAAAGAAAGGCCAGAGGGAAUCUACUAUUUCAAAUCAACCCUGCCCUGACCACUGGGAUCCAUCUCCACUGGCUAACUUGAGAUACAAGGCAGUGGAGAUCAGUAGUACAUCCUCUGAAUACAACAAAAUAAAGCAGCUGUUUCUUCAGACUAUGAACAGAUACAAUGUCCUUAAAAUAAGGAGGAUUCAGAAUCCAUCUCUCUGGAAGGUGUUUCAGUGGCAAAGGGAGCAGAUGAAAAGGGAAAAUGGAGGGCGUGAAGUAACUGAAAAGCUCCUGUUCCAUGGAACCAACAGUUCCUUUGUGGAAACCAUCUGCAUUCACAACUUUGACUGGAGAAUUUGUGGAAACAGUGAGAUUACUUAUGGAAGGGGAAACUACUUUAGUAGAGAUGCUUCCUACUCCCAUGGCUCCUGCCAGUCUGCAGGGAAAACAAACACCAUGUUCGUGGCUCGUGUAUUGGUUGGAGAUUAUGUUAAAGGCAACACAACCUAUGUUCGUCCCCCAGCAAAGUCUGCUGAUGGGUUUCAGCUUUAUGACAGCUGUGUGGACAAUGAGUUAAAUCCCUCCAUUUUUGUUGUCUUUAUAAAAAACCAGUUUUAUCCAGAAUAUACCAUAGAGUAUAAUCAGGAGGAAGAAAUAAGACAACAGAUUCACCCAGUAUCUACAACAGUGCAAAAGAAGGAAGAAAUAAGACAACAGAUUCACCCAGUAUCUACAACAGUGCAAAAGAAGGAAGAAAUAAGACAACAGAUUCACCCAGUAUCUACAACAGUGCAAAAGAAGGAAGAAAUAAGACAACAGAUUUACCCAGUAUCUACAACAAUGCAAAAGAAGGAAGAAAGAAGAUGUAUUAUAUCUUAGAGGGAUCAGAGCUGUUUGUAUCCCUUAUGGUACUUUCUGUAUUGCAGGUAUUCUUAUACCUGCUGGCUUCUUUCUUUUUAAUACAAUCCUUUGGAAUAUCAGUCCAAAAUAUUUCUGUGUUGAGGAAGGAGGGCUGGCAAAACAGCCACUGUUGGAUUUUUUCAGAAUAAUUGCCUUGUCUUCUCUUCCACUCUUAAAUGAAGCACAGAGAUUUGCAUAACUGUAGCAAAAAAAUCAGAAUCAUGGGAUAAGAAAUAUAACGCUGCACCUUUUGUGGGCAGAUAAUUGUAAAUGCAUUUUCUUUAGAAAUACAGAGGAUUUCUCUUUGCAAACAGUUCAGUUAAGAGCAAAAAUUAACAGUACAGUAGUUUUUAAGCAAACUACAGUUUUUAGUAAUUAAAGAUUCUCUUCAUGCAGAACAUGGCUGUUCUUGAUCCUCUCAUCUCUCACAGUUCCAAGCAAAUCAAGUGUACUUAAGAAAAAUUUAAAGCUUUCACGGUGCUUUCUUGUUAAGGCUGAUACUAGUUUCGAGUGGAAAACUAAAAAAAUUAAAAAGCUUAUUUUAAAUCCAUGUUCUCAAGUGGAGAGAGAAUUUUGAUCUGUACGCUGCAGCUAGUGUUUGGAUCAGAAAAUUGCUGGAUCAAAUUCUUUUUACUCAUCUGCAGUAACUUGCUCUGUGACCUAUACAAAAGCAGAGCUCAAGGGAAACUGAAAGUUACAACGUAGAAAUAAGUAGGUACUAAAAUUUGAUGAUUUGGCUGCAACCAAAGGCCAUAAGUAUGUAACGUCUGUGCCACAACAAACAAGGCUUUCCAGUCCAUGUGGCCACAUAUUUUCUCAAAGUGAACAUUUGCUUAGCAAACAUUAUAGGACAGAAGAGACACCUUAAGAAGCACAGAUAUUUUCGAUCCUAUUUGCAUACGUUUUUGUUUUUCCAGAAAUAUGACAUGACUGGAAGACAUCAGUCACGUUCUCCCGAGGCCGGAGCUGCUGUCCUAAGACACUCUGUUUCUCAGGUUUGUUGCCCACGCUGCCUCAGGCAACUCGCUGAGAAGUCACUGACAAGUGCAGCUCCUCUUCAUGUUUUGAGGUGGCUGUGGGUGAUCUUGGAUACUGCUUCCCGGGACCCAUUUUUGAUACACUUGCUUGGUCAAAGCAAGUGUACAACCCUACUAACAGCGGUUAAGCUCCUUUUUAUUAAAUUACCUGCUUUUUCUUCUCUCAAUAGGAUACUGAAUUCUAAAAAGGAGUUUGUAAGAUAAUCGAACUGCAGGCCCUCUGUACAAAGUUGUCUUACUCAGGCAGCUGAGCUGUUAAGAGGGAAACUUCUUUAUGAUUAAGCAGUAAUUUUUGCUUUCAGAUAAGCUUUACAGUAGGACAUAUAGCCUUCCAGUUACUUGCAUCUUUGACACAAAUUUGUCAGUCACGUGUGCUACUUAAAGUCUGCGGGUUACCAAGAGGAUGGGGGAAUAUACAUAUCUAGGAAAUCUUAUCAAAAUUACUAUCUUAGAACUAAAUUAAAAUCUACAUCAGUGAUGCAUUAAAAGGGAAAGGUAGUACCCCUUCUAAAAAUCUCUCUCGCUUGUUUGUAGAGUUCCUGAAUCAUUACAUUUUGACAUAUUUGCAAAUAAAAUGUGUUUUCACUCA
Messenger RNA from Calypte anna (Anna's hummingbird), 4019 nucleotides. RefSeq names its product zinc finger CCCH-type antiviral protein 1. The record is from RefSeq and is a predicted model, not a curated record. NCBI's taxonomy places the organism in Eukaryota, Metazoa, Chordata, Aves, Apodiformes, Trochilidae. The transcript has 13 exons. Bases 117 to 2372 code for a protein of 751 amino acids. Gene Ontology annotation, molecular function: metal ion binding; NAD+ poly-ADP-ribosyltransferase activity.